Molecule: messenger RNA, 165 nt
Organism: Lobosporangium transversale
Lineage: Eukaryota; Fungi; Mortierellomycota; Mortierellomycetes; Mortierellales; Mortierellaceae
Exons: 1
Cellular component (GO): nucleus; cytoplasm
Molecular function (GO): RNA polymerase II cis-regulatory region sequence-specific DNA binding
Source: RefSeq, a predicted model, not a curated record
CGUCCAUAUGAAUGCCAUCUCUGCGAUAAAUCUUUCUUUCGUCUAGAGCACCAAACACGUCAUAUCCGCACCCACACUGGCGAAAAACCUCAUCCUUGCGACUUUCCCAACUGUGACAAACGCUUCUCGCGAUCAGAUGAACUCACUCGUCAUAUGAAGGCCCAU